AUGCAACUUCUUCGCUUUUUGGCCGCUUUAGCGGUCGUUUUAUGCUCAUUCCUGGUAUUGGCGGCGGAAGACUACUACAAAUUGCUGGGUCUGGACAAGUCAGCUUCAGAAAAAGAUAUCAAGCGAGCAUACCGAACCCUAAGCAAGAAAUACCACCCAGACAAGAACCCAGGUGACGAUUCUGCGCGCGAGAAAUUCGUCGAAAUAGCAGACGCCUACGAUGUCCUCUCCACCCCUUCGCUUCGCAAAGUCUACGACCAAUACGGCCAUGACGGCGUCGAGCAGCAGCGCAAAGGCGGCCAAGCCGGUGGCCGCGGCAACGAUCCCUUCGACCUGUUCUCCCGGUUCUUCGGUGGCGGCGGGCACUUUGGGCAUGGCGGCGGACAUCGGCGGGGCCCGGACAUGGAAGUGAAAGCGGCGCUGCCGCUGCGGGAUUUCUACAAUGGGCGCGAGAUCAACUUCCUGGUUGAGAAGCAGCAAAUCUGCGACUCGUGCGAGGGGACGGGGUCGAAGGACCGGAAGGUUGUUACGUGCGACCAGUGCAAUGGGCAAGGGCGGGUGAUCCAGAAGCAUAUGCUUGCGCCGGGCAUGUUCCAGCAGGUGCAGAUGCCGUGUGAUCGGUGUGGAGGGCAGGGGAAGAAGAUCAAGAACCCUUGCCCUGUUUGUCACGGCAAUCGGGUGGUUAAAAAUAAUGUGGAGCAGUCUGCAGAGAUCAAGCCGGGAAUGGGCUCGGGGACAAGAUUGGUGUUUGAAAACGAGGCAGACGAGAGUCCAGAUUGGGUUGCUGGGGAUUUGAUUGUUGUGCUGGAAGAGAAGGACCCGGAGCUUGGCAGUGACGAGGCAGAGCGCACGGAUGGAACGUUCUUCCGCCGUAAGGGCAAGGACUUGUUCUGGAAGGAGCCGCUUUCGUUGCGCGAGGCGUGGAUGGGCGAGUGGUCGCGCAACCUGACGCAUCUAGAUGGACAUGUGGUGCGGCUUGGUCGCAGUCGCGGCCAGGUGGUGCAGCCCCUUUCUGUGGAGACGAUCCAUGGCGAGGGCAUGCCGCAUUACUCGGAGGGCCAUUUGCAUGAUCAUGAUGAGAACGAUACCCCCGGAAACCUCUAUAUUGAGUAUAAUGUCGUGCUGCCGGAUGAUAUGGAGAGCGGCAUGGAGAAGGAGUUCUUCGCACUGUGGGAGAAGUGGCGCAAGAAGAUCGGCAUCGAUCUGAGUAAAGAUAGUGGUCGCCCGGUACCUCCGCCGGCGGAGGAAGUCAAGGACGAGCUAUGA
This is a messenger RNA of Penicillium chermesinum, 1266 nucleotides long. RefSeq lists its product as uncharacterized. Gene Ontology annotation, biological process: protein refolding; response to heat. Gene Ontology annotation, molecular function: ATP binding; Hsp70 protein binding. The coding region runs from base 1 to 1266 and encodes 421 amino acids. Gene Ontology annotation, cellular component: cytoplasm. The record is from RefSeq and is a predicted model, not a curated record. The transcript has 2 exons. NCBI's taxonomy places the organism in Eukaryota, Fungi, Ascomycota, Eurotiomycetes, Eurotiales, Aspergillaceae.